AUGAUGAUACUACACAUCACCACUUUUUCCGCCCUUUUUUUGGUUUCCCUUAUUCGGAGAGCCGACGGUCAGCAGGUAACCGGAAAGUUUCGUUUUCUAGAGGUAUAAUAGCAGCCAUUUCUGUUGGAAAUUGGUAGAAAAACGCAAGAAUGGCAGCGAAAAGAACGAAUUUUAUGAAAAUCCUCCAAACUCGAGAACGUUGACUCAAAUUCAAAUUUCGCGCCCAAUUCCGUCAGAUGCCGCAUUUGCAGUGUCAAUGUGUUUCUCCGGAAGUGGCGGCCUCCUGUCUGGACUACGAUUCGACCCUCCAAGCAGAGACACUCGACCAGGCGAUCGCCUCGUUCACGGAUUUGUCGAUGAACGGAAUCGACGCGCAACAGGUAUCCUUUUCAAAUGUUCCAUAAAUAUUCGAAAGGAGUAGCAUUUUUGAAUCCGCAACGUCUUGAACCUCAAUUGAUCAAGUGUUGAAGGCUUAAAACAAAGCCAAGAGCAGGCCUGACGUUCCGAAUGUUUUUCUGUGAAAUCUUCAAGUCUAGUACUUUUUGAAAUAACCUCUCCCAGGAGUACUGUAGCUCACAGAAACUGAUAUAGACAAACAGUAGGUGUCUUCUUGUGUUUACCUUCGAUUUCCCCGAUCUUUUGAUGGCACACAUCACUAUCAAAACGCGUCUGAUUUUUUGAAUGUUCGGUUUCACAAAGUUUCACAAAGUGUCUCACUUGAUCCGUUCAUGAUGUUUGCGUAGACUUGUGACACAUCGGUCAUCAAACUUUUGCACUUUCAGCCCGUCGACGUGGGAUGUCUAACCGAACAGUGUCAAGAUUGUCGGAAAGAUCUGAGGAAACAGCUGCGGAAAGUCGGACUCCUCGCCCCGGACAUUAAUGACAUUUUGUCAGCGACGACGGACCGAAAUUCCACGUGUACACGGUACCGAUUUGUACUUGAAAACAGUCAGAAAGGUUUGCCGAACACAAUAUUUGAAGCUAUAAAGUGCAUUCAGAAACGAAAGAGGAUGAGGAUGGAAGUAGCAGUGAGGAAGAGGAGAAGGAGAAGAGGGAAAAGGUCUCUUUUUGUUUCGAAUAAAUAGUUUGAAUAUCAAUCAAUAUUCAGAAGGACAAAUCAAAAAAGCCAAAGCGAGAGAAACGAGCGGCCAACCUGCAAGAUCCCACUGUUAUCGGUAAGUUUUCAACUAAUUUGGGGUUUGGGAGUCUUUGGGAAUGCAUUUCCUGGAAAACCUGAAAAUAUAAGUGUUCUGUUCCCAGUGUCAUACUCCUCUGAUCCCCUCAAUAAAUCGCCACAUUGAAAUGUUCCUCCAUUCAGGAACGCGUUUCACAAUAUCGUGUUCUCAAAAAGGAGUGAGCGUCGACCCGACGGGAACAGUCUCUCUGUGCAAUUCGUGUUGGGUCUGGCGGCAGUUACCGUCCAACUACCGGCCUCAGUUCAUCAACGAACUCGUCUGCGACACCAGUGAUGACUCUUGUUUGAGUGGUUAGUUAUUUGACUAUCUUCUUCAUUUAUCACUUCUUUCGAAACUCUAGUUAGCCACGGGCCUACAAAGGUUACAUUUCUUAUUCGAAAAACAAUUUAAGAGGCGCUCUCCCAGAAAGUCGACAUAGUCACUACCAGUGUUGAGCGGAAUUCCGUCUUCCGUCUUCCGUCUUCCGUCCUCCGGGAAAAGGUUUUCUUCCGUCUUCCGGGAUUUUUUUUUAAAAUUAUUUUUUCAAAAAAAAAACCGGAGAAAAUGGUUCUGCAUUGACGAUUUUUUUGUUCCGUCUUCCGUCUGCCGUCUUCCGUGAGAAAAAUUUUCUUCCGUCUGCCGUCUUCCGGAUUUCAAAAUUCCAUUUCCGCUCAACUCUGGUCACUACUAGGCUAUGGCACAAAAAAUUCAGAAUGGUCUAAUUUGUCCCGUGUUAUUGGGUCCGGCUCCGCGAGCCCUGGGCGUAGCAGCAGCUGAAAAUAUGUCUGAAAACUAAAAAAUUUCAAAAAAAUCGUAGCAACACAAACUCAACGCCAUUCGAUUCCUCGCAUCUUUUUAAGCAUUUUUCAUGUUGACACCAAUAUUUUAGCACCCCUUUUUCAUGGAGAAAUUUUGGGAAUAACGUUAAAUUUAUGCGUUUUUUGAAUAAAAUUCAACUUUUCAAAAAAAGUUUCUAAUUUUUUCCAAAAAGCCCUUAUCACCAUGACAUUCUUUGCUUUAUAAGGCGUCGAUCAAAAAAAAAGAGCGAAAAACAGAAACCCUUAAAAGAGUCUUAUAGCGGGGAAACAGAGCUUUGAACUUUUGCACGACGACCAAAAGUGUAGAAAGGGGCGUGGCCUAAUCUGAGACGCGUUUUCUGAAAAUUGCCGGAAUUCCAGCACUUUUCCGAUAUUUUUGUGUUUGAUAUCGACGAAUGAAGACAUUAAAGAGAGAAAACAUUGAAAUUUUCGUGAAAACGCCGCCCGUUUGAGACGUUUUUGGCGCAUUUCGCAAUACGCCCUCCGCGGCCAAUCGCCGCCGCAAUUUCGGAAUUUUCAUACCGGCCGAUGUGGAUAGUUUUGAGACGAAGUGAGUGUCGGAAGUGAUUAAGCACUUCAAUACAAAUUUUUUAAGCGUUCAAACGGCAAAAAGUAUCGGCGAAUGACUGAAAUUCGCGCAUUUUCAGCACAAAACUUGAAAAUCGAUUGAAUUGAUUGAAUUUCUGAAUGAAACCUGCUCGUUUUAAGCUCAAAAAGUGCGCGAUGAUUAGUUUAACAAAGUUAUGCAAUUACAUCAUCGAAAUCGUACAACAUUUAGGUAUUUUUUUACGAAAAACAUGAAAAAAUGAGGUUAAAUUUCGAAUUUCGCGCCAAAAUAGUGAUGAACCGUGCACGCUAGGCCACGCCCCUUUCUACGUUUUUGGUCGCCGUGUUUUGCAUACUCAAGAAUUCAAUUGAAAACCGUAUGUCAUCUAAUUCCAGGAUACGCGCAGUGCACAGUCGGACACCGAACGUUCGAGGCGUUGCGAAACGACAGUGGAGUGACGACUACUGUCACACUGACCGCCGGAUCCUACUGCGAGUGCAGAAUAUCCGAGUUCUCCUCGCUUCAGUCGCUCGUGGCCGGAACUGGAAUCAGCGGCACGUACACUCCCGUCGGCCAUAACAACAACAACACUGUUUCCGGAUAA
Caenorhabditis sp. 36 PRJEB53466 is the source of this 3144-nucleotide messenger RNA. NCBI's taxonomy places the organism in Eukaryota, Metazoa, Nematoda, Chromadorea, Rhabditida, Rhabditidae. The record is from the annotation of a GenBank genome assembly.